AUGGCUGUCAAGGAUGCAGGAAUAUCAAACGGACUCGACAGAGUUGAGGUCGGCCUCGGUGGGCCCCGCGGCUGGGAGAGUUUCGGAGGUUAUGCCGAAUGCAGGGGCGAUGCUUUCCGAGGGGUCAGCAUCGACGCCUCCCUCCUGAAGCCCCUUUGCGUGGGUGUGGACCCCCAGGAGCACCGGGCUCGAGAGCAGGAGAGGGAGCAGAUGAAGACCCUGAACAACCAGUUUGCCUGCUUCAUUGACAAGGUUUGCCAGCUGGAGCAGCAGAACAAGGCGCUUGAAACCAAAUGGAGCCUCCUGCAGCAAUGCGUUCCUCCAGUCCCCAGGAAAAACCUGGAGCCGUGCUUUGAGAAUUACAUCUGCAGCCUCAAGCAGCAGCUGGAGGCUUUGGUGCAGGACAAAGACCAACUGGCCGGUGAGGAGUCAGCCUCAAGGCAGCGGGUGGAUGACUUGCAGUGCAAAUACGAAGAGGAAAUCAGCUGGCGCACAGCGGCAGAGGCAGAAUUCGUGGUGCUCAAGAAGGAGGUAGACUGCAUCUUGCUGCACAACGGAGAGCUGGAGGCGAACGUGAGCUUAUUGCGGCGGAAACUGGCGUUUCUGAGAGGCGUGUUCGAAGAGGAGAGAGCCCAGGUAGAGGGCCGGUUUCGCGAUGCCGCCGUUGUGGUGAAAAUGGACAACCGCAGGGACCUGGACAUAGACUGCAUCAUCAAGAACGUUGACAGCUGGUAUAAAGAGAUUGCUCUGAAGAGCAAAGAAGAAGUUGACGCUUUGCACCAUACCAGGUUCCAGGAACUUCAGGACCAAAGGGACCGAUUCCGUGAGGCGCUGGAGAGAAACAAGUGUGAGGUUGCCGAACUCACCCGGCUGACCCAGGUGCUGCAGGGUGAGACAGACCAUGUAAAGAAACAGCUCGCCUGUCUGCAAGCAGCCAUCGAUGACGCAGAGCAGCGCGGCCACUGUGCCCUGACCGACGCGCGUGGCAAACACACGGAGCUGCAGAGCGCUCUCCGGAACGCCGAGGAUGAGCUGGCCGGGAUGCUGCGGGAUUACCAGGCGCUGCUGAAUGUCAAGCUGGCCCUGGAUAUCGAGAUCACGACAUACAAGACCCUGCUGGAAGGGGAAGAGAGCAGGAUAUGUUCGGGGACCCCCGUGAGCGUAUCGAUGGUGACCAACUCCUCCAACCUCGCCGGAGACUGUGGGCCAGUGCCCGGAGGCGCAAGCGGAGGUGGCUACAGCUCUGGGUAUAGAUACGAUUCGCUAGGGCGGGGGUUCAGCUCCCAAAGCUUAGGAGUCGGCCCCAGACGGGCGGUCAGCGUCGCAGGCCACCAAAGCAUCCCUGAAGGUGCCGACAGUCGUCCCCCUGGAGGAUUCAGCUCUAGAAGCGGGAGCUGCAUAUCCAGAAGCGUGGUCACCUCGGUGUGUAGCCACCACCUCCCGGGAGGUGCACAAUGGGGUCCACCCGAAGGCGUCGUCCCUGACGAUAGCAGUUACAGUUCUAAGGUUGUCACCGGCUCGGGAAGCCAAUGGCAGGUCUCCGGAGGCGCUGCCUGCUGCCCGGGUGGAGGCUACAACGUCACCAAUGGAUAUCCUGGAAAUGGUGUUUACACCUUUGAAACCGGAGGAUUUAUCAUCCAAUGUUUAGGCAACUCCCCGGCCGGAGGACCCAGCACUGGCAUUGUGGGUACCUCAGGCGCCGGGGCAGGCCACCCUGGAGUUCCAGGAAGUUGUGAAGUAGUGAAAGAAACCUACAUAACCAGGAAUAUCCCAGUACAAAGCCACCCUGUCCAAAGUAGUCUGCAGUAAAUUCUCACCGCCACACAAAUUGCAAAAUCCCUGUCCGACUGGAAGCAUCCAUUAGGCUGGGAGUGAUGUCUCAUGGGAGUUACAUUUUCAGUAGUCUCCUCGUUGUGAAUGUGCAUUUGUUAGAAGCCUUACUAAAGUCAUGUCUCCUUGGAGGAUCGACUCUCUGGCGAUCCAUCUUCCGGGGGUUGAUUUAGAGGGUCUAGUAAAGACCCACUAAAUCAAACGCUGAGGGCACCCCUGUUGGCGCUGGUACUCCUCACUCUUCUGAGGAGUAAGGGAAGUCAACGGGAGCAUUUCUCCCACCAACGUAGCUGGAGUGGCAUAUCGUAAGCUGACCUUAUGGGUGUAGCAUAGACCUGGUGUAGCCGGUAUUCACUGGCGUAUCUCACCCUUCAGUUCAUAGUGUCUUUGUAUUUCAAUGAUUCACCACCUUUAGGCAUUUUCUGUGCUGCAGAACGGCCCUCCCAUGAGCUCGUUAAUUGCGUUGCCCUCUCUCUGGGUUUUCUCACAACUGGCGGCUUGAUGAACCAUGCGACUUGUACAUGGAAACAUGCUCUUCCUACAGCAUCUUCAAAAAGUAAUUCAGAACAUAGAGCAGUGAUCUAGUGCUCCCAGAGGGUGCUGAAAAGAGAGUCUCUCUCUCUCUGUAAGAUGUAGAACUUCAUUUUGAGAGCUCUUAAAGAAACGUUUUCCAACGCAGGUAUGUCCAUUUUGAAUAAAAGGAAUUUCCGUUUCCAAAGCAUAUUCUGUUUACACUUAAAGAACAGGAGUCCUAGAGCCCCUUAGCAACCAACAAAAAUAAAUAGUAUCAUGAAUUUUGUAGCUUGCUUGCAAUUAAGUACAUGUUGUACAGGCCGUUCUCGCUAGGAGUCCAAGAGAUGUUCCAAAAAUCUUGGACUUAUAGCGAAACAACUUAAAGCGGGCUUGGUUUUCAAAAACCUUCUGCAUUCACACUAGGCUUGAAUAAUUGAUUUUUCAGUUCAGCGUCUGAAGCAAAAAAUCAGACUAAAAAAGGUUUCCAAUAACCAAUUUAUUUUUUGUUUCUCACCAACACGGAAAAUGGAAAAUGUUUCAUUCGAGUCGAAACAAAACAUUUUGUGGGUCAAAUUUAAACGAUGUUUUCUAGAGAAACCAUGGAAUCCGACUGAUGUUUUCUAAGCAGGAUGUGGAAUCAAAAUGACACUCUCGAAUCAAUGCGUUUUGAUUUUUUCCUAACUGAAUUACUACCAUCUUUCUGAUAUUUUUGCUUGAAAUUAUUUUUAGCAAAGACUGUUUGCCAGAUUCAACCUAAAUUCCUGUAUAGUUCUGGUAUCUUGAAAGAAUACAUUUUUCAUCCAGUUUUAUCUUUGUCAUAAAAACAUAAGAACAUAAAAACGGCCGUACUGGGUCAGACCAAAGGUCCAUCUAGCCCAGUAGC
Messenger RNA from Pelodiscus sinensis (Chinese soft-shelled turtle), 3226 nucleotides. The record is from RefSeq and is a predicted model, not a curated record. NCBI's taxonomy places the organism in Eukaryota, Metazoa, Chordata, Testudines, Trionychidae.